GUUGUAACAAGAAUGGCCUGUUGUCCAACAGAUCUGCCUGCUAGGUGUGAAAUGACUGAACCCAGUGGGCGCUGGGGAGAAUGCCAGAGAGGUCUAUUGAGAAGAUGUUUAAAGUUGAAUACUUCUUCAUCCAGUUCUGUCAUUUCAGCUCUAACACAGCAGCUGCAGUAACUGUGCUGGUUUGCUUUGUGUUUGUGUGAUUUGUCUUUCAACAAAAUGCAGUUUUCUUAACUUCAUCACUGCCUCCAAUCAUUCACAUUUGAAUCCAGUGCUUGCAGGUCCAGCUGAUGCAGCAGCUCAGUAGAUCUCCUCUGUAUUUUCUGUUCCUUGCAAACACAGUGACUGCUUGUAGCUACUCAGAGUUCCUUGAAAGUCAGUGGGAACUCUGCUGUGACUUAAGAAAAGAGGCUUAAUUGCGAACUCUUGCAUGCUCUAUUUAUUGUCAUGUCUGUAGAUCUGGUCUAAUUAGCAAGCUAAGCAAACUGUUUUGUUCAUUUCUAUUCAGCGGCAGGCUGCAUUAGUGUUCCUUUUACUUACUGAUAGUUUUAUGUGUGUUUGCAUCCCUAUCGAUACUUCUGUUGGUAUGCCAGUAAGCAAAGCAGGGAAGUUGGAUUAGUCUAAAUGAAAUUGAAUGCAAUCACAGUUCCUGCUUGUUUUUAAUCUUGACACACGAGCCUGCUCAAUGUAAUUGGUCCUACAGAGAAAAGGGGAAACCAGCCGUGCUGUAGUGGGUGCAGGCUUCCAGUAUCUCCUUUGGGAUUUGGAGCCCUGUUUGGAUCAGUGAUCAGUUUGCUCUCGUGAUGAGAUUCUGAAAUGAAAGAACAACCCAGUUGUAUUAGAAUUUGUAGGGAAAAUAAUAUAGUAAUACCUCUUAGGCCUGCAGACUUGUCUUGUUGACUUAUGAGCUGCUCACAUUUACAAAGCGAGCGGAGAAGUUGAUUCAUGCAUACAAGAAACAGGCCAACAACAAACGAGUUGGAGGUAAGCUGAAACCAGAGUACCUCAGCCACCAGUCUCUGUCUCACUCUUUGUUUCCCCCUCCCCUUUUUAAAUUUGGAAUGAAUUUAGGGACUGACGGAUGUUAAAGAAUUGCACUUCUUUGAGCAGCAACCUUCCACACAAAACCUGAACCACGAAAACGUGCCUCUGAGAAGCCUUGGUACGCAUUGAACUACAAGAACAAAAUGGUGCUGUGUUCAAAGCCAGUAAAGCUGGGCUCUGACCAAGGGCAGAACUCCUGAUGUCAGUGAACAGCUUUGGUUGUUAGCAGGCAGUGUUUGCCUGCCUGCAGGAAGCUGCAGCGCGUCCACCUGCACAGCUUUGCAUGUUUCAAAAGAUGUUUGCAGAGCAGCUUUGUGUAUUUUCCAGGUCACUUAUCUCACCAACUGAAAGAAAACGGGGGCUCCAGGAAUCUGCUCUCAACAGUACCAAACUCCUGAGGAGGUUGCUACAAAGAGGCGACUCUUAUCAUUGGGGGAUACUUUUAAUGAUCUUUUGUUUCUAUUCACACGUGUGUGUGUGUGCAGAAACAUGGAAUUGUCUUUGGAUUUUGGAUUGCGGGUGGGUUUCAGGGAAUCCAGAAGGUUGUCUCUCCUCUGUCAAUAUUUGUGCCUGGUUAAUGAUCAACCUCAUGACCUCACGGCGCUUCCUGGUGCGCAUCCAAAUCUCUUUCCUGUCGCCCCUAAAAAAUAAAAGAAAAAAAAGUGAGUAUAAAUGCACGUUUCUGUGUAAAAGCGAAUGCAUUCUGGAUCCUGUUUUUUGGCAGAUGACACAGAUAGCAAAGAGGCUGGCUGCCCGUUGCUGGUGCUGUGGCAGCUCACCCAUCUCAUCUCACUCACCUUUUCCCUCUGAAGGAAAGUCGCAGUUUUCCAAAUGCCCACUGAGAUGGAGAGCAGCUCCUUGCUGGCGAUGUUCAUCCUGCUGAUGUGCUCCAUCAACAGCAGCUGUCCAUACUCAUAUUCAGUGUUCAUGAGGAAGGAUGCAGCGCAUGAGGUGCUGAGGGUCCACAAACGUGCCAACUAUUUUCUAGAAGAGAUCCGCCCAGGGAACUUGGAGAGAGAAUGCAAUGAGGAGAAGUGCUCAUUUGAGGAGGCAAAGGAGAUCUUCCAUUCGCAGGAGAAAACGAUGGAGUUUUGGUUCAACUACAAAGGUUUAAAUCCAUGCACUACAAAUCCUUGUAAGAAUGGUGGAGUUUGCAAAAUAAGACGCUACAGUUACUUUUGCAUCUGCCCCCCGAAAUUUGGAGGAGACAACUGUGAAAAAGAGAAGUUGGAGUGCUGGUACAAGAACGGUGGCUGCUGGCAGUACUGCUGGGACAGCAGCUCCUUCCAGGUGCAGUGCUCCUGUGCCAAGGGCUACGCCCUGCAUGAGGACGGGAAGAAGUGCGUGCAAACAGCCCCGUUUCCAUGUGGCCUGAUCAGAGCCCGGCGUGCCUUGGAGGAAGCACGGCACGAGGCGGCCACGUGGAACAGCAGCACAACUCCUGCAGUUAAACAGGCCAAGGGGAAGCAAAGUGCUGCGGGGGAAAAGGAAGCUCUAAAGGAUGCAUCUGGGCAAAGCACAGCCGUGGAGGACGAUGCUGGGCAGGAAGGUGGGGACCCCAGUCAACAGCCCCCAGAGGGACCAGCCUGGCAGAAUGAGACAACAGUGGCUGCCAUGCAGGAGGAAAUGGCGAAGAAAUCUUCUGGGCAGAACCAGAGCGGGCAGAGCAGCGGGCAGGACAAGACAGGAGCAGUGCAGCACGUGCCUGGGGGUCUCCAUGCCAGUGACAAUGCAGAUGUCUCAGCCACACCUCAGUGCCCCCAGAGAAACGCCAGCGCUCCCACAGAGCACAGAGACCCCAGGAUAACUGGAGGAACGUUGUGUCAUCGGGGACAGUGCCCCUGGCAGGUUUUGAUCCGUGACAGCAGAGAUAUUGGUUUCUGCGGAGGGAGUUUGAUCAACAGCCGCUGGGUGAUCACAGCUGCUCACUGCCUCGAUCUUGUCCGACCUCACCACGUGACCAUAGGUGACUUCGACAAGUACCAGAGAGAACUGAAGGAGCAGAAGAUAGGUGUGGAACGGAGCUGGACGCAUCCGCACUACGAUUCCAACAACUACGACGGGGACAUCGCCCUGCUGUACCUGAGCAGCGAGGUGGUUUUUAACGAUUACGCCAUUCCCAUCUGCCUGCCCAGCCCCAAGCUGGCAGCCCUGCUGGCCGAGGAAGGACGAGUGGGGAUGGUGAGCGGCUGGGGCGCCACGCACAGCCGGGGCUCUACACUGCGCUUCCUCAUGCGGGUGCGGCUGCCCGUUGUGAGCAUGGACACGUGCCAGCAGGCCACGCGCAGGCUGGUGACAGACAACAUGUUCUGUGCUGGGUACGGCACCGAAGCUGCAGAUGCCUGCAAGGGCGACAGCGGAGGCCCAUUUGCUGUGUCUUACCACAACACUUGGUUCCUGCUGGGCGUCGUAAGCUGGGGUGACGGCUGUGCUGAAAGGGGAAAAUACGGUGUGUACACCAGAGUGUCCAACUACCUCCCCUGGAUUAAGGAGACUGUCGAAAGCGUGGCAGAUUCAGAAAAGUUUUCCAUUAAUUUUUCCUAAGGGCGGCCUCAAAACUAGGGACAAUUCUUGUAUUACAGCUGUCCCUGAUGCUGAAAGCCAAGUUUGUCUUUAAAGGAAUGCCGAGUCUCAAUUUACCAUGAUUUGUUGAAUCGCUCAGUAAAUAUUACUAAGCAAAACAACACAUGUAAUAAAGAACUAUUCCUGCAAUAACAAA
Lagopus leucura (white-tailed ptarmigan) is the source of this 3760-nucleotide messenger RNA. RefSeq names its product coagulation factor IX-like. Gene Ontology annotation, biological process: proteolysis. Gene Ontology annotation, cellular component: extracellular region. The transcript has 9 exons. Gene Ontology annotation, molecular function: calcium ion binding; serine-type endopeptidase activity. The coding region runs from base 1873 to 3585 and encodes 570 amino acids. The record is from RefSeq and is a predicted model, not a curated record. Lineage: Eukaryota; Metazoa; Chordata; Aves; Galliformes; Phasianidae.